GUUGAUGAUGCCAUGCUAAUGUUUGACAAAACCACCAACAGGCACAGAGGUUUUGGCUUUGUGACCUUUGAGAAUGAAGACGUGGUGGAAAAGGUCUGCGAGAUCCACUUUCACGAGAUCAACAACAAGAUGGUGGAGUGUAAAAAAGCUCAGCCGAAGGAAGUGAUGUCACCGACGGGCACGGCGCGGGGACGCUCCAGGGUGAUGCCCUACGGUAUGGACGCCUUCAUGCUGGGGAUCGGCAUGCUGGGUUACCCAGGAUUUCAGGCGGCAACAUAUGCUAGCCGUGGCUACACUGGAAUCACUCCAGGAUACACAUACCAGUUCCCAGAAUUCCAUUUAGAACGGACACCACUUCUGACCUCCACUCACCCUCCAGAGAUCACAGCCAUUCCACUGACGGCGUAUGGACCAAUGGCAGCGGCCGCAGCUGCAGCAGUGGUCAGAGGCUCCACCCCCUCUCGCUUCCUGGGCACCAGCAGCCCUGGGCCAAUGGCAGACCUGUAUGCAGCAGCCAGUCAGGAAUCAGCAGUCAGCAGCUACAUCAGUGCAGCAAGCCCCGCCCCCAGCACAGGGUUCGGACAUGGACUUGGGGGUCCUUUGAUUGCAACCGCCUUCACCAAUGGCUACCACUGAGGGUUGAUGCGGUCCGCAUCCAGCAGGAGAGCAGAAACACGAUGAUGGAGGAACUCCUCAUCACUCCAUUCAGGAGUUUACACCUUUUCUUUUCCUCUAUUCUCUACUAACAUCACUUUCCCUCAUCCCGAGUCCUUUAUAAUAUGCUGCCGUCUGUCUUUUUAAAAGAAAGAAAUGAAGUAUAAAAGAUCGUCGAAACAAUAUUGUUUGAUUGUACGCGCGGAAACACGCGAGGAGUUCUGUUUCCUUUUCGGGUUUUUAUUUUAUUUGAUGUUUUGCUGACUGUUUUUAAACAGUUUUUACUGUACUCAUGCUGUAACGGAUGUUGUCGAGAAGGAUGGAGAGAGAGAAAGAGAGAGAGGAGCGAUAAAACUGGAAAAAGUCGAAUAUAAAAAAACGAACAAAUAUUGUGAGAACUGAAACAAAACCACAGGACGAAAAUGUAUAUUUUGGUAGUGUUGCGCAGCAUUUUUGUAAGCUGAAUCGUUGAUACUUCGUAAAAAUUGGAUUUAACUUGAGAAAUGAUUCAUUUUCUUUGUGAGGCGUUCAUAAAAACGGUUUUCGGAUUUACGAAUAAUUGACGAUUUGCACAGAAAAUGUGACCAUGCUCAUGUUGAGGCUCUUGAUUCGGCUGUUUUUGUGUAGAUACUGUAAAUAUUGCAUGGAUUUGGGGAGGGGUUCGGAUUGAACGAUGGAUGGGGUGGUGCGGGAGGGUCUUUAUGGGUUUUUUUUAACACGCAAACAUCUUUCUUCACAUUGACUCUUGUAUUUCUGAGACUCGUUUCACAACCAGGUUGGGCUGAUGCAGGCCUUCGGUUGUGCUUCUCUCACUUUCUACUCCAUUUCUACUGAAAAACAAUUAAUGUUUUGGACUUUCUACAUUUUUGAAUCAAGCGAUCUUUGUACAAAUUGCUUCAGUUUUUGUACGACUCCUCAUGCUUGUGAGUUUGAAACGAUUCGGAAACCAUUUUGGAUGUUUGCGGUCACAGAAAAUAAGGUUGCGUUUUUCAAAAAAACAGAUCUGGUCCCUUUUUUGGGAGAGAAAACACAAUCUUAAUUCGUUUAGUAGCCUCAGUUGGAAAGGUACGGCUGGUUAGGCUUCUCGUCAUGCUGUUUUUGGAAAUAUAUAUUAUAUAUAUGAGUUUUGUUUUUGCGCAUUGUACUUCUAUUGUAAAUUCCUUUCCCUUUCUCAUCUUCUUUUGUUGACGGUACGACGCUGUUUUUAAAGAAAUGAAGGACAAAUUUACAAAGCAAAAGGAGUCUGAGCGCUGUUACAUCUCAGUUUCUGUCUUGACUGCGAAAAAUCCGUUUCUUCCACAGUGUUUUUGCUAUUUUCUGUCUUAAAUCAAAGUGCAUUUAGUUGAGAAGCUAAAUUAUGUUCAUAUUACAUUAUGAACAGUGUCUCAAAAGGUUGCUGUAUAACAAAUUAAUAUCUGGCAAUCGGGUAAGAAAUGUAAAUGUACAUUUACUUUGAAUUCAAUUUAUUGUUCAGACCUUAUUGACAUAUUUUGUAUGUUUUAUGGAAAAAUGAUAACAA
Molecule: messenger RNA, 2173 nt
Organism: Danio rerio (zebrafish)
Lineage: Eukaryota; Metazoa; Chordata; Actinopteri; Cypriniformes; Danionidae
Source: RefSeq, a predicted model, not a curated record